Messenger RNA from Poeciliopsis prolifica (blackstripe livebearer), 3807 nucleotides. It is a transcript of the gene epha4b, whose product is annotated as eph receptor A4b. Gene Ontology annotation, molecular function: protein binding; ATP binding; transmembrane-ephrin receptor activity. Gene Ontology annotation, cellular component: neuron projection; plasma membrane. The coding region runs from base 64 to 3021 and encodes 985 amino acids. The record is from RefSeq and is a predicted model, not a curated record. Lineage: Eukaryota; Metazoa; Chordata; Actinopteri; Cyprinodontiformes; Poeciliidae. Gene Ontology annotation, biological process: cell surface receptor protein tyrosine kinase signaling pathway; axon guidance; protein phosphorylation. The transcript has 19 exons.
GGCUGCGCUCAACGACUCGACACCGCCAACAGGGAUGCAGCGAGGGCGCAGCGUAGCCUGAAAAUGGCACCACCACGCGUCCCGUGGAUCUAUCCAUCCCUUCCCCUGCUGUCCUCCCUUCUCCUCGUUUUCCACGCGUCUCCGCCGAGCACGGCCUUACGGAAUUACCCGGAGAAUGAAGUUACUUUAUUAGACUCCAUGUCGGCAUUGGCCGACCUCGGCUGGGAGGCUUACCCUAAUGAAGGGUGGGAGGAGAUCAGCGUGAUGGAUGAGAGGAACACCCCGAUGAGGACUUACCAGGUGUGCAGUGUAAUGGAGGCCAAUCAAAACAACUGGCUGCGGACGCGACACAUCAGCCGGGAGGGAGCGCAGCGAGUCUACAUCGAAAUCAAAUUCACCCUGAGAGACUGCAACAGCCUGCCCGGGGUCUCUGGCACCUGUAAAGAGACUUUCAACAUGUACUACUAUGAGUCCAACAAUGCCAACCUGUGGUUCAUCAAAGAAAGCCAGUAUGUCAAGAUUGACACUAUUGCUGCAGAUGAGAGCUUUACACAGGUGGACGUUGGUGACCGUGUCUUGAAGCUGAACACAGAAGUGCGAGACAUCAGCAACUUGAGUAAAAAGGGUUUCUACCUGGCCUUCCAAGACCUGGGUGCUUGUAUCGCUUUGGUCUCAGUCAGGGUCUUCUAUAAGAAGUGUCCUCUGACUGUGCGCAACUUGGCCCAAUUUCCUGACACAAUAACAGGAGGGGAAACGGCGCUGGUGGAGGUCCAUGGAGUUUGUGUAAAUGCCUCUGAGGAGUUUGAGCCGCCCAAGAUGUACUGCAGCGCAGACGGAGGCUGGCUUGUCCCCAUCGGGAGAUGCGUGUGCAAACCAGGCUUUGAGGAGAACAAGGACGUCUGCCAACCAUGCAGACCUGGAACGUACAAAGCUUCAGCCACAGAUGCCUACUGCACCAAAUGUCCUCCUCACAGCUCGUCUCCACACGAACAGGCCAUGGAGUGCAUUUGUGAGAAAGGGUUCUACCGUGCUGAGACCGACCCGCGUUCAAUGGCUUGCACACGUCCUCCAUCUGCUCCAGAGAACCCUAUCUCCUCUGUGAAUGAGACCUGCGUUACCUUGGAGUGGUCGCCGCCCCGCGACACAGGAGGCAGAGGGGACAUUACCUACAGCCUCCACUGCAGAAAGUGCUCCGGCGAAGGCAAGAAGUGCGCACCGUGUGGCAGCAGCGUCCAUUUUGUCCCGAGACAGUUUGGGCUCUCGUCAGCCAGCGUGCUGAUCACUGACCUCCAGCCGGAUUCUAACUACACCUUUACAAUCGAGAGCCAGAACGGAGUUUCAGAUCUGAGUCCGACCCCCAGAGGCACUGUGGUAAUAAAUGUCACAACAUCGCAGACAGUGAGUGUUGUGUUAAAGGAAAGGCGAAGCAAGGACAGUGUAACAUUGGCCUGGCAGGGUCCAGAGAGACCUAAUGGGGUGAUCGUGGAGUAUGAGGUCAUCUACUACGAGAAGAACCAGCGGGAACAGAACUACACGGUUUUAAAGACUCGAUCCAACAUGAUGACAGUGGACGGCCUGAAGCCUGGGACCACCUACGUGUUCAGAGUCAGGGCUCGAACUGAUGGGGGCUACGGGACAUACGGUGGGGAGAUUGAACUGGAAACCAGCCACGAGGACGUCUUGGCCAUUGGGGACCCAAACCAGUCCACCAUUCUGGUUGUGUCCAUUGCAGGAGGGAUUGUUCUCCUCAUCUUCUUGGUGACCUGCUUCGUUGUUAGUGGAAGACACUGUGGAUACAUAAAGGCCAAGCAGGACCCCGAUGAAGAAAAGAUGCAAUUCCAACAUGGCCGAGUGAAGCUUCCAGGCAGCAGAACAUACAUUCAUCCUCACACCUACGAAGACCCAAACCAAGCUGUCCGAGACUUUGCCAAAGAGAUAGAUGCUUCCAACAUUCGCAUAGAAAGAGUCAUCGGAGCUGGAGAGUUUGGGGAGGUGUGCAGCGGUCGCCUGCGUGUUCAGGGGAAGAGGGAGAUCUACGUGGCCAUCAAGAGCCUGAAGGCCGGAUACUCAGACAAACAGAGGAGGGACUUUCUGUCUGAGGCGUCCAUCAUGGGACAGUUCGACCACCCGAACAUCAUCAGACUGGAGGGUGUCGUCACCAAAUGUAAACCUGUGAUGAUCAUAACAGAGUUCAUGGAAAAUGGGUCUCUGGACACUUUUCUGAAGAAACACGACGGCCAGUUCACAGUGAUCCAGCUGGUUGGUAUGCUGCGCGGCAUCGCCUCGGGUAUGAAGUACCUGUCAGAUAUGAGCUACGUUCACAGAGACCUGGCGGCUCGAAACAUCCUGGUCAACAGCAACCUGGUGUGUAAGGUGUCCGACUUCGGCCUGAGCCGAGUUCUGGAGGACGACCCCGAGGCCGCCUACACUACAAGGGGAGGAAAGAUCCCCAUCAGAUGGACGGCACCAGAGGCCAUCGCAUACAGGAAGUUCACCUCAGCCAGCGACGUGUGGAGCUACGGCAUUGUCAUGUGGGAGGUGAUUUCAUAUGGAGAGAGACCGUACUGGGAGAUGUCCAACCAGGAUGUGAUCAAAGCAAUAGAUGAGGGUUAUCGUCUUCCUGCUCCUAUGGACUGCCCGGUGGUGUUGCACCAGCUCAUGUUGGACUGCUGGGAGAAGGGGCGCAGUGACCGGCCAAAGUUUGGACAGAUUGUCACAAUCCUGGACAAGCUCAUCAGAAACCCGGCCAGUCUCAGAGAGCUGGCCAACAGCUCAGUGUGCAGGGAGGACCCACCCACCCCAGAGUUCAGUGUGAGCACUGUGGAUGAUUGGCUGGACACCAUCAAGAUGGGCCAGUACAAGGAGAACUUUUCCAGUGCUGGAUAUGUCAGCUUGGACUCCAUCCUCUAUAUCAGUGUCAGUGAACUGGCUAAGAUGGGAGUGACGCUGGCUGGCCACCAGAAGAAGAUUUUGUCCAGUGUGCAGAGCCUGCAAGCCCAGGGGACACACGUCCAAGUAUAACAGUUUCCACAAAAACGCACAGAGACAUAGCUGAACUGGACGCUCCUGUGGAGAGUCUCCCCCACUAAAUGGAGCUGUAAUAGAUAUUUUGUGCUUGGGUCUCCAAUGACUUUUUUUUUUUUUUUUUUUUUUUUUUGAGGCACACUAAGAUGGAGACAACAAUGACUCUUGACUCCUUCACCCUCCCAUAAUCCUGGACAUGCCUUUGGGCACUCAGAAUCUGUCCAACACCGUUCACCAUGUCAGGGCAGCACAGAGACAACAAAGCCGCACGCAGAGACUGUUUCACAUCAUGUAAACAUAAAUGAAGAAAAAGCAAAAAAAAAAAUUAAAUAAAAUUAACAUAAUGACUAAAAAACUGAAUAUGAUGCUCGUCACUGUUUGUCAGGUGUACAGUUGGCUUUCCUGUCAUUUUGUUUGUUUUCUGUUUUCAUAAUGAAGGUUUUCAAAAAGGGUCAAAAGACGUGUACAUGUGUAGAUAUAUGUUUAUAUGGGCGGUGUAUGCCACGAGCAUAGAGAUGGACCUAACGUUUGUAUCUGUGGUUGCACAGCGUUAACAGCAGUUGUUGUAAAUGUAUGAACUCUUCCACUGGUGUCUGCUCAAAGAAAGCUAAGAGAUUAUGGAUGACAUGAAUGUGAGGGGAGCAAGGAGAUAAAUAAAUGGACCUGUAGACAUACACUCCUGAUCAAAAUCUUAAGACCAGUCAAAAAAUUGCAAGAAUUUGCAUUUAGCAUUAUUGGAUCUUAAGAAGGUUCUAAGUAGAGCUUCACAAUGUUAAAAGAAGA